AUGGACAACACUCUUAUCUCCCAAGAAUUGGAGGCACCAUUUCCCCUCCUUUCCUUUCCGCCUGAACUUCUGGAAUAUAUCUCUGUCCACCUCGAGGAUCCCGAUCUCAUCAACAUCCGCCGAGUAUGCCGCGCACUGAACGGCCACACGGUCAAUAUCUUUGGAAAGCGUUUUUUCCGGCACCUCGCAGUCUUCUUACACCCGACUAGUCUCACAACACUCCUGAAAAUUUGUCAUCAUCCUGCUUUCGCCAAGUACGUCCAUCGGGUGACGGUGUGCGGAGAACAGUUCAAACAGCACAAGGAUCUGCAACUGAGCGUUGAGCAAUCAAGAAUGGAUCGUACAAUUCUUACCGAAGUUUUUCAGGUACUCAAGAAUCUACAGACAGUGGCAGCGUUCGCCGUACCCCAGGAAGACUUGUCCCCAAAUCGUGCAAUCACCUGCGCACUAAAGCAGCUGUUCGGCGACGAUGAUAUUCCCUUCCACUCCCACACUCGAGGCUACGAUCGCGUCUACGAGCUCGUCAUGCAGACCCUUGAAGAAGCCAAUAUCCAUGACAAGAUGGAUCUCCUCUUCGACUUCUGGGGCACAGAUACCCCAGCAGGAAUGAAGAAACCAUUCUUCGAUAUCGCCUCGCCCGCUUGGAACCAGCAUUUUGCCAACCAAGUCCGCGCCAUCAGCCUAACGGACAACGCGAAUCCAGACUGGAUAAAGCGCCUCCUGACGUCCACGCCAAAUGUGCUAGAGCUGGCUUUUUACGGAAACGGCUUCUCUCUUGACCUCCCUUCCCCAUCAGUCGGACUGCGCAACAAGGCUAAGCUACGACACCUUGAUAUCUACAACGUUUUUUUCCCGCACGACGAUUGGGUAGCUUUCCUACGUCUUCACGCAGACACAUUGGAGACGCUAUACCUCAAGCGGGUGGGCUUCAUCACCGGCAAUUGGCGCGAGUCACUGGAAGUCAUCGGCACAAUGCCGCAGAUCCAGGAUGCGUCCUUUAGCUCCUUUAUUAGCCCCAGUAUGAUACCCAGCCCUAUGACCCCGCCAACUGCGGCACCCGCUAUCGCGCCUGUUGAUAUUUUCGAGGAGUUCGGGGUCGGUGUUGGAGUUUGCGACAGCGCUGGUUUAGGAGAUGGUGACUGA
Pyrenophora tritici-repentis Pt-1C-BFP is the source of this 1143-nucleotide messenger RNA. NCBI's taxonomy places the organism in Eukaryota, Fungi, Ascomycota, Dothideomycetes, Pleosporales, Pleosporaceae. The record is from RefSeq and is a predicted model, not a curated record.